UUUUAUUUUGAUUAAAUUAACGUAUUGUCUAUUUGCACGGGGUUCCAGCCUCUGCGUCAGGUCAGAGCUCUUGUUCCUCUCCAGCAUGGUUCAGAAGGUGGCAGUGAUCGGCGCAGGGAUUUCUGGUCUGACCAGCAUCAAGGCCUGUGUGGAUGAAGGUCUGGAGCCCACCUGCUUUGAUAGCAGCCAUGAUAUUGGGGGCCUUUGGAGAUUUAAGGAGAAGCCAGAGCCUGGGCGUGCCAACAUCUAUCAGUCGGUGAUUGUCAACAGCUCCAAAGAGAUGAUGUCUCUCAGCGACUUCCCUCCUCCAGCUGAGCUCCCCAACAACAUGCACCACUCUCAGGUGCUGCUGUAUUUUCGCCUCUACGCUCAGGCUUUCAAGCUGCUGGAGCACAUACAUUUUGAGACUAGCGUCGUCAGUGUGAGGCAGACCCUGGAUUUUGAGGUGACAGGCCAGUGGGAGGUGGAGACACAGAGGAGAGACGGUCAGAGGAAGACUCAUGUUUUUGAUGCAGUGAUGGUUUGUACCGGACACUACACCCGUCCUCACCUGCCUCUCAGAGACUUCCCAGGUAUUGAGAGCUUUGAAGGCAGAUAUUUCCACAGCUGGGAUUAUCGCAACGCUGAGGGGCUGCAGGGGAAACGAGUGGUGGUGAUAGGGAUUGGAAACAGUGGAGGUGAUAUUGCUGUGGAUGUCAGUAGAGUUGCUGAGGAGGUGUACCUCAGCACCAGGAGCGGAGCAUGGGUUGUCAGCCGUUUGGGACCGGGAGGGAUACCAAAUGACCUUAUUGGGACUUCACGAAUGGAUAUGAUGAUGUACAAGCUCUUCCCCUCGUGGAUCAACAGGAUGGUGGAGAAGGGGCUGGAAAAGGCUUUGGACCACAGACUAUAUGGGCUGAAACCAAAAAAUGGGUUUUUUGAACGGAUCCCUGUUGUGAAUGACGACCUGCCCGGUCGGAUCAUCUCAGGUCGUGUUCAGGUGAAACCAAAUGCAAAGGAGUUCCGUGGGUCCAGCGUGGUCUUUGUCGAUGGGAGCAUCAUAGACAAGGUGGAUGUAGUGGUGUUUGCCACAGGCUACAACUACAGCUUCCCCUUCCUGCCUCCAGCUCUGCAGGCUAAAUCUGGAUACAGGCUGCGUCUCUACAAGCACGUGUUCCCUCCUGCACUGACCCAGCCUACGCUGGCUGUGGUGGGUUUCAUCCACGCUCUCGGGGCAAUAAACCCUGUGGCUGAGUUACAAGCACGCUGGGCUACAAGAGUGUUUAAAGGCUUAUCAACCCUCCCCUCAGAGGAGACCAUGGUGAAGGAAAUUGAAAAGGACUCAGUGACGAUGCAUCAGAAAUAUAUGUGCUCGGAGCUGAACCCUCUCCAGGUGGACUACACCCCCUACCGGGACUUUCUGGCAGAGCAGAUAGGGGUCCGACCGAACAUACUGUGGCUCUUCCUGAAGGACCCCAGACUGGCACUGCAGGUUUUGCUGGGUCCCUGUACUCCUUAUCAGUACCGUCUGACUGGACCGGGUCAGUGGGCUGGAGCCCGUCAGGCCAUUCUCACUCAGUGGGAGCGGGUGUUUCAGCCAUUCAGGACCAGAGUGGUACCAAACCCAGAGACCAGACGCUCCUCCAGACCAAAUGUGAUGUUUUUCUUUUCAGGUGCUGCUCUGCUGUGCUGCCUCUGCUACAACAAACACUCCAUUUCCUCUUUUUUCCGUCUUCCUGCAUUCUUCAGAGCUCCUCAGUGAGCUGAUUGCAUUAAUGAUAACAUGAUGACGGAGGCAGCAGUGAAGCAGCACACUACUGUACAACACUCUCUAUCUCUAAGUGCUGAAGGCACACUGCACUAAUUUGACAAUUAGAAAUAAAGCCUUUAUUAUUUUUAUAAUUAGCUUUCUGGCCACCCACUGAGGGUCUGUACAAACCCAGCCCAGUCGCCAGAAUGAAAUGCUGGCAUUGUGCAUUUCUGCAAAUCACAGAUAUGUCACAUUUGUGCAUUUCAUAUCAUAUCAACAAUUCUCAAGUGACGUAGAUUGCAUGUAUAUGAGCUUUCUCAUUAGGUAGAGGAGGGGAUGGUGGAUGGCUUGAUGCUUAGCUAAGAUGGCUGCCAACAGCUGACAGCAGCAGACCAGUAUUGGAGACUGAUAAAAUGGGUAUUUUUUUCAAAUAGAGCUCGGGAAAUAUCCAGCCACAUUUGUAGUGUCCAAACCGAGUAUUUUUUAGCAAGAGUUCUGGACAUGUCACACAGUGUUUGUAGCAACCAAACUGAGUAUUUUUAACAAGAGUUCACUGUGUUUGUAGAGAGGGAACCAGGUAUUUUUUUUACUUAAGUUAAGGUCAUGUCCAGCUGUAUUUGGAGUGACAAAAGUUUGCCAUGUUUGUAGCAACAAAAUCAGGUAUUUUCUCACAAGCGUUAGAGGUAUUUGUAGCGACUGAACUGGAUAUUUGGGACAUGUCCAGCCAUGUUUGGCAAGAGACUUUCCCAUGUUUGUGGCAACCAAACCAGGUAUUUUAAGUCAAAACAUAUUUUCCUAAUCCUGGCCGGGUGUUUCUGUGAGGUUUGCAGAACCAUAGACCUACAAUGCCAGCAUUUAUUCUGCCAGUGGAGUUGAAGAAACACGAUGUAACUUUGGCAGCUGUACAUUUGAAAUCAUUCUGCAGAAUUAAUCUGUCUACCGGUGACAAGUGACGGUAUAUGUGACGACAUUUUAGUCUUUACUGCUAAUGUUAUUGUUAUCAGACCAGUUGACUCAAUGUUGGGUUUCAUGCUAGUUGAUUUUGGCCUACAGGAAUGCCUUCCUGAGAGGUUCUAUUGCUUCAUGUGAUUGCAGGAGAGUUUUAAUAUGAUAAGGAAUUGACCUUGAUGCGCAGAAACAAACUAAUAAACUGGAUAAAAUGGAAGUUGCUGUGUGAUGCUAAAAGAAGAAGUCUUCCACAAA
Messenger RNA from Epinephelus lanceolatus (giant grouper), 2932 nucleotides. The record is from RefSeq and is a predicted model, not a curated record. Lineage: Eukaryota; Metazoa; Chordata; Actinopteri; Perciformes; Serranidae.